CCGUUCGCAAACACCACUGUUAAGCUCCUUUUCCCCCCCUCCUCAGUAUAUUCGCAUCGGCACCAUGUCACAAACCGUCCCGGCGCCACUGCCGCAGGGUGCCGGCUACGCUGUCCUCGUCGCCUUCGGCUUCGCCUUUGCGGCCGUCAUGGUCUACAUCACUCACCUGCUCCGGCUGUACAAUAAUGAGAAUAACGCGAGGUUCGAGACGUUCGCGACCGCAGGUCGGAAGAUCGGCACCGGCUUGACUUGCACGGCAGUUCUCUCAUCUUGGCUGUGGUCCACCGCUGUGCUCAGUAGUACAGUGGUGACGUACAACUUUGGCUUGGCUGGAAGCUACUGGUUUGGAGCUGGCUGCCUUGUGCAGAUUACCUUCUUUGCCGUCGUCGCCAUCCAAUCGAAACUCAAGACGCCUCAUGCCCACACCAUCUUGGAGGUCGUCAAGUCGCGCUAUGGAACAACAGCACACGUGCUGUACACUUUCCUGUGCUUGCUCAACAACCUCAUCGCAUACGUCAACAUGGUACUUGGCGCUUCGGCAACCAUUGCUUCCGUGACGGGGAUGUCAAUCAUUGCCGCCUUGUGGCUCCUUCCAAUUAGCGUCGUUAUAUACACUCUGAGCGGUGGCCUGAAGAGCACGUUUUUGGCAGAUUACCUGCACACAACGGCCCUGCUGAUCAUCGUCUGCUGGCUCUCCUUCAAGACGCUUUCCAAUCCAGAGAUCCAGUCGAUCCACGGGUUGUACGAGCUUGCCACGGUGGCCGCAGCCAAGACGCCUGUGAAGGGCAACUACGGCGGCUCGUACCUCACGCUCGCCUCACCUUCUGCGCUGCAAUUUGGCGUUCUGCACACGCUGGGAAACUUUGGUCUCGUCCUAAUGGAUUCAUCCUACUGGCAAAAGGCGUACUCGGCAGACAUCGCCGCCGCUGUGCCCGGCUACAUUGCCGCCGGCGUUCUCUACUUCUCCGUCCCCGCGCUCCUCGGUGGCGUCGUCGGACUCGCAGCCGUCGGCCUCUCGAACAACAACUCGCCGAUCUGGCCCACCAUGGGCCGCGCCCUUACCGACACCGAGCUCAACAACGGUCUCCCGCUCGCAUACUGCGCCCAGGCAGUCGCAGGAAAAGGUGGCGCCGUUGCUGUCCUCAUUCUCAUAUUCAUGGCCGUCACAAGCACGACCAGUGCCCAGCUCGUCGCUGUUGGCUCCACCUUCUCUUCCGAUAUCUAUCACUCGUACAUCAACACGAACGCAAGUGAGAAGUGGAUCAUCCGAAUGACACACCUCGGCGUCAUCCUCUUUGCUGUUCUCGCUACAGUCCUCGCUGUCGUCUUCCAAGUCAUAGGCCUGAGCCUCAUCUGGACGCUGUACUUUUUGGGGAUCAUCGUGUGCCCAGGUAUGGUCACCAUCUCCCUUACUGUGCUCUGGAAGCGGCAAACGUGGGCCGCCGCCGUGAUCUCGCCACUCGUCGGCCUGGUCGGUGGCCUGGCAACCUGGCUCGCCACCGCGCACCACUACUACGGCACGCUGGACGUCACCACCACCGGCGAGAUCUUGCCGUGCCUGUGGGGUACGAUCGUCUCUGCCGUAGUCCCCACGAUCUUGUCGCCUGCAAUCAGCUUCACUUUCCCACGCGACAACUUUGACUGGGAGCGCUUCUCAGACAUUAAGCUGAUCUCCGACGACACUGCGUCAGAGAUCGUCGAAAAGACUGGGGUGACCGCCUCGCAAAAGACCUUCAUGCGCAAACAGUCCUUCAUCGCUUCCAUCGCAUCGCUCGUUCUGUUCCUCGGCGUCUGGGUCAUCACCCCCUUCUCCCUGUACGGGGCGCGAUACGUCUUCUCAAGACCUUUCUUCACCGGCUGGGUGGUUGUAAUGAGUAUAUGGGCGCUGUUGACUCUCCUUUUCGUCGUGUUCCUGCCACCAAUCGAGGGCCGCAACGUGAUCAUGCGCGUCUUCCUUGGGGCGAUUGGCAAGGCCCCACCCGUUGCAGACGAUGCCAAUGUACCCGAGACGCCUGAGGGUGCGCGCAGCAGAAGCCCUGCAGCGAGCGUCGCGCCGACGCUCGACCCGGCUGCAACGGUCACACCGCCGUCACGAUCCUCGCAAGAUGCCAAAGUCAGCAAGGCCGCUUGAAAGCAAACAGUAGACACUUGUAAAAAUGCGACUACACUUUCCUCACACACGUGAUCAACUUCGGCCGGGUCUACAGGCCAAAAGUGACCUUGUGUAUUGGAUGUAGCGAUGAGAAACCCGCAAAAAGGAGAAAGUAUCCGAAACGCGCCUGUGUAUAUACUUCGCGCGUGCAUACAGUAUA
Molecule: messenger RNA, 2312 nt
Organism: Tilletiaria anomala UBC 951
Lineage: Eukaryota; Fungi; Basidiomycota; Exobasidiomycetes; Georgefischeriales; Tilletiariaceae
Product: putative DUR3-urea permease
Exons: 7
Coding region: 65-2131 (688 amino acids)
Biological process (GO): urea transmembrane transport
Cellular component (GO): plasma membrane
Molecular function (GO): urea transmembrane transporter activity
Source: RefSeq, a predicted model, not a curated record